GCUCAGCUCGGUGCGUGUGACUGGCCCAGCCCCUCUUUCCUUUCCUCUCUUCUGCUCUCCCGCCGGGCGCCUGAGGGAUAGUUACUUAGCGGUUCUGAGGAUCCGCUGUUGUUUCGGCAGGGAACCGCCGCCGCCGCCGCCGCCGCCAGGGAAUCAGCAACAGCCCCCUCCUGUCCUCCUCUGUCUCUCGCUUUGCUAGUUAUGGCCAAGGAGGAGAAGAAGCCCUUCAGCCAGGCUAUGGCCGAGUGGCGGCAAUUCAUCUACAAUCCGAACAGCGGCGAGUUUCUGGGGCGGACCGCCAAGAGCUGGGGCUUAAUUUUGCUAUUCUAUCUUGUAUUCUAUGGCUUCUUAGCUGCACUCUUUACAUUCACAAUGUGGGUUAUGCUUCAAACACUGAGUAGUGAUAUACCCAAGUAUCGUGACCGGAUUUCUAACCCAGGGCUUAUGAUUUCACCAAAGCCAGAAUCUGCACUGGAAUUCUCAUUAAACAAAAGUGACUCAGGAACUUAUAGACAGUAUGUGGAAAACCUUCAAAAAUUUCUAGGAGCAUAUAAUGAAUCAAAGCAAUCCAGAAACAUUCGAUGUACUCCAGGAAAGGUCUUUAACCAGACUUCUGAUAAUAAGUCGGCAUGCCAGUUUAAUCGUGAUAAGCUGGGACCAUGCUCUGGACUACAGGAUGAACAAUUUGGUUAUGACAAAGGAACACCAUGUGUUAUUAUAAAAAUGAAUAGAAUAAUUGGAUUAAAGCCUAAUGGAAAACCUUAUAUAGAGUGUAAUGCUAAGGAAGGGGCUGCGAUACAGUAUUUUCCUGAUGGGGGAGAAAUUGAUUUGAUGUAUUUCCCAUAUUAUGGAAAACGCUUACAUCCUGACUACUUACAGCCACUAGUGGCUGUUCAACUAACAUUUAACAUGACCAAUACCAAAGAAGAUGUAACUGUUGAAUGCAAGAUCAUGGGAGCAAAGAAUUUUAAAAAUGACGAUUACCGUGACAAGUUUCUGGGACGUGUUUCCUUCAAAUUUCUGAUAUCUGAAUAGAAGUUACCAGUAUCUUCACAAAGUAAACCUUGUGUUCUUUUUCGUAUCAGCGGGACCUGCCAUUCUUGGAGAUGAGACCACCUUUGAGAAGCUUGGGGUGGAACAUGGCAUUCAGGGUAGCAUAAUAAUGUGCUUCCAAAUCAUGUUUUAAAUCCCUCACAAAGUUAACUGCCCAUCAUGCUUUUGCCUGCCUUGUUGGACCAGUGUACAGACGUAGUCAUUUUAGGGACCUGUAAAUAGCUUCCAAACAUGUAAUCAUGGUGGUCUUUGUCCUGUUCCAAAAUGUGGGCUUUUCCCCCAAGUGAGUGUCUCAAAUGUGCUGUGCUAUGCUAUGUAAAUAUUGUAUUGGUUUAACACUGGUUUAAUUAUCAUAUCAAUACCAACACAGAUAAUUUCAAACUACCCAACACAACACAGUGAGUUGUGUUUGUGCAGAGAUGCCUUAAGCCCUGUAUUGGGUGGGAGGUAGUGGGGGAGAUUUAAGUGGAUUUUAAGUGUUAGUAUUGAUUUUUGAUAUUAUUUAAGUACUGAACUAGUCUGUUGUGCUUGUCAUUGUGCAGGUAUUGUGUGUAUGUGUAAUAUUUGGUCUAGCAUUGAUAUUUUAGUUGAGAAAUUGACUGUUGUCAUAUUGUUAAUUGCUUGCUGUUAUGUUAUGUGGAGCACAGAUAAAACCAAUACAAUGUCACUUUUAAAACUUUUUAGUUGAGAACUGUAAGUAUGAAACAAUUUCUUUACAACGUCUGUGGUUUAGAAACCUGGUAACAACUGUACUACAAAGCUGCUUGAAAGACCAGACCUCACUACGUGGGAGUAGACUUACACUUUCCAAUAAUAAAAAAAUCCCUGAAUGGAGAAAUGUCUAUUAAAAGUUUAAAGCUCAGUAAGGACUGUCUUGAUUAAACAUUCCUUUAUUUAAUUUA
Messenger RNA from Elgaria multicarinata webbii, 1955 nucleotides. RefSeq names its product ATPase Na+/K+ transporting subunit beta 3 (gene ATP1B3). The record is from RefSeq and is a predicted model, not a curated record. Gene Ontology annotation, cellular component: sodium:potassium-exchanging ATPase complex. Gene Ontology annotation, molecular function: ATPase activator activity. The coding region runs from base 202 to 1035 and encodes 277 amino acids. The transcript is spliced from 7 exons. Gene Ontology annotation, biological process: intracellular potassium ion homeostasis; potassium ion import across plasma membrane; intracellular sodium ion homeostasis. NCBI's taxonomy places the organism in Eukaryota, Metazoa, Chordata, Lepidosauria, Squamata, Anguidae.